Messenger RNA from Sarcophilus harrisii (Tasmanian devil), 5184 nucleotides. RefSeq names its product klotho (gene KL). Gene Ontology annotation, biological process: carbohydrate metabolic process. The coding region runs from base 310 to 3366 and encodes 1018 amino acids. The record is from RefSeq and is a predicted model, not a curated record. Gene Ontology annotation, molecular function: hydrolase activity, hydrolyzing O-glycosyl compounds. Lineage: Eukaryota; Metazoa; Chordata; Mammalia; Dasyuromorphia; Dasyuridae. The transcript is spliced from 5 exons.
CCCCUCUGGGAGAUUCUUUAUAUUGGUUUCCAGAGUGCCCGGCUCCCUCGGUCCUGGUUCUAUCUUGCCUCUUCCAGAACCAAAUUCAAGUCCUGGGGUGGGUUGGGAGAGAAAGAGGAAGAGAAGAGCAGAGGGGAAGGCGGGGGCUCCCAGGUAAUUAUUGACAGAUUGUCCACUGAAGGAAGCAGAGGUGGGCGAGACUGGAGAGGCGCAGAGCGCGUGGAGGGGCGGGGAGGGCGCAGAGAUAAAGGGGUCCGGACUAGGAGCUAGGGCCUCACACACUCGCUCCUCUGCUACCCCGCAGGUAUCAUGAGCCCCUAUACUCCGACCAGCGCCGCCCUACUGCGGCUGCCCCUGCCUCUGCUGUGCCUGCUGUGCUUGCUGCGAGGCCGUUGCCUGCGCGCUGAUCCCGGGGAUGGAGCGCAGACUUGGGUUCGCUUCGCCAGCGCUCCAUCGCCCGAGGUCGCCGGUUUCCUCCAUGACACCUUCCCCGACGGCUUCCUCUGGGCAGUGGGCAGUGCUGCCUACCAGACGGAGGGUGGCUGGAGACAGCAUGGCAAGGGUGCCUCCAUCUGGGACACCUUUACUCACCGCCCCGCUGCUUCCCCGGAGGACCUUCCUUCCCAACUCCCAGCCCAGUCCCACUCCUGGUCCUUACAGCCGUCUCUGCCGCCGGCUCCGCCCAGUCCCGCCACGGGGGACGUGGCUGGCGACAGUUACAACCAUAUCUUCCGCGAUACCGAGGGGCUGCGCGAGCUGGGGGUCACCCACUAUCGUUUCUCCAUCUCGUGGGCUCGCGUGCUGCCCGGUGGUGGCGGCGUGGGCGCGGGUCCCCCCAACCUCGAGGGACUGCGCUACUACAGGCGCCUGCUGGAGCGGCUGCGCGAACUCCGCGUGGAGCCCGUGGUCACCCUCUACCACUGGGACCUGCCCCAGCGCCUACAGGACCUUUACGGAGGUUGGGCCAACAGCACAGUGGCCGACCUGUUCAGGGACUAUGCCGAGUUCUGCUUCCGCCACUUUGGGGGCCAGGUCAAGUACUGGAUCACCAUAGACAACCCCUACGUGGUGGCCUGGCACGGUUAUGCCACAGGGAAGCUUGCCCCUGGUGUGCGGGGCAACCGGCAGCUCGGCUAUCGGGUGGCCCACAACCUGCUCCUGGCCCAUGCUAAAGUCUGGCAUCUCUACAAUACAUCUUUUCGUUCAACUCAAGGAGGACAAGUGUCUAUUGCACUUAGUUCUCAUUGGAUCAAUCCCCGAAAGAUGACUGAACGUGAUCUAAAAGAAUGUCAAAAAUCUCUUGAUUUUGUAUUGGGCUGGUUUGCUAAACCAGUCUUCAUUGAUGGUGACUACCCACAGAGCAUGAAGGAAAAUCUUUCAUCUCUUUUGCCAAAUUUUACUGAAUUUGAGAAAAAUUUCAUCAAGGGGACAGCUGACUUUUUUGCACUUUCCUUUGGACCAACUCUGAGUUUUCAGCUCUUGGACCCUCAUAUGAAGUUUCGACAAUUGGAAUCACCAAGUCUGAGGCAACUUCUCUCCUGGAUAGAUCUUGAAUAUAACCAUCCUCAGAUUUUUAUUGUGGAGAAUGGCUGGUUUGUUUCAGGUACCACCAAAAGGGAUGAUGCCAAAUAUAUGUAUUAUCUCAAAAAAUUCAUUAUGGAAACUUUAAAAGCCAUCAGAUAUGAUGGAGUCGAAGUCAUUGGUUAUACUGUUUGGUCCCUCAUGGAUGGCUUUGAAUGGCAUAGAGGAUACAGCAUUAGACGUGGAUUAUUUUACAUAGAUUUCCUAAGUCAUGAUAAGAAGCUGCUACCAAAGUCUUCAGCCUUGUUUUACCAAAAGCUGAUAGAAAGAAAUGGCUUUCCUUCUUUACCAGAAAAUCUACCAAUAGAAGGGACAUUUCCUUGUGGCUUUGCUUGGGGAGUUGUUGACAACUACAUUCAAGUAGAUACAACUCCUUCCCAGUUUAAUGAUCCAAAUGUUUAUGUCUGGGAUAUCCAUCAGAGUAAAAAGCUUAUUAAAGUUGAUGGGGUUGUAACUUCAAAAAGAAAACCUCAUUGUGUGGACUUUGCUGCCAUCAGGCUCCAGGUUUCUCUGCUUCGGGAAAUCCAUAUAACUCAUUUUUACUUUUCACUGAAGUGGGCCCAGAUUCUCCCUUUGGGGAACCACUCUCAAGUCAAUUAUACCAUCUUACAUUAUUAUCGCUGUUUUGUAAGUGAACUCGUCCGUGUCAACAUAACACCUGUUGUUGCAUUAUGGCAACCAGCCCCUGAGCAUCAAGGCCUUCCCCUCAUUUUAACUAAACACGGAGCCUGGGAGAACCCCCUCAUUGUUCAUUAUUUUGGAGAAUAUGCCAGGCUGUGCUUUAAAGAACUUGGCCAGUUUGUUAAGUUUUGGAUUACAAUGAAUGAACCUCACAUACAAAAUAUGACGUAUAACGCAGGACAUAAUCUGUUGAAGGCCCAUGCACAAGCCUGGCAUAUGUAUGAUCAACAUUUUAGAAGAUCUCAGAAAGGUAAAAUAUCUAUAGCUUUACAGGCUGAUUGGGUAGAGCCAGCUUGCCCUUUCUCACAAAAAGAUAAAGAAGUGGCGGAGAGAGUUUUGGAAUUUGACAUUGGCUGGCUUGCUGAGCCCAUUUUUGGCAGUGGGGACUAUCCAUAUGUUAUGAGAGAAUGGCUGAACCAAAGAAACAAUUUCUUUUUGCCUUAUUUCACUGAAAGUGAAAAGAAGCUAAUCCAGGGAUCAUUUGAUUUUCUUGCUAUAAGUCAUUAUACCACUAUCCUUGUGGACUGGGAAAAAGAGGAUCCGGUGAAGUAUAAUGACUAUCUAGAAGUACAAGAAAUGACAGAUAGCACAUGGCUAAACUCACCAGGUAGGGUGGCUGUGGUGCCCUGGGGAUUGCGCAAGAUGCUUAACUGGUUUAAAUCCAAAUAUGGAGACAUCCCUGUAUACGUAAUAGCUAAUGGAAUUGAUGAUGAUCCACAUGUGAUGCAAGACAAGAUGAGGAUAUAUUAUAUACAGAAUUAUGUCAAUGAAGCUUUAAAAGCCCAUGUAUUGGAUGAUGUCAGACUUUGUGGAUACUUUGUUUAUUCAUUUAAUGACCGAACUGCUCCAAAGUUUGGCCUCUACCGUUAUGCUGCAAAUCAGUUUGAGCCAAAACCUUCAAUGAAUCAUUACAGGCAAAUUAUUGACAACAAUGGUUUUCCCGGACCGAAAACUCUGAGGAGAUUUUGUCCAGAAGAAUUCAUCCUGUGCACUGAAUGUAAUUUUUUUCAGACUCGAAAGUCUUUAUUAGCCUUUAUAGCUUUUCUAUUUUUUGCAUUUAUUGCCACUAUUUCCCUAAUUUUUUACUAUUCUAGGAGAAGUUAAAGGAAUUAGAAAGUGUUCUGGACUUUUCUUCUUUCAAUCAUCCUUUUGGUAGUCCUGAAGAUUUGCACAAUAUUUGAUGUAAUGUUUGGAGGCAUUUGCAUGGUCAAAUAUUAUGAAACUAUAGAUUUCACACAUGGCUUUUACAGCAAAACUUUUUUUAUGCAGUAUAACAAAAUUUUAUAACAAAUGAUUGUUUUCAAAAUUUUGAAUUUGAAUAUCCCUAUUGAAAUUUAGUAAUUGGACAUUUUUUUCCCUUUGGAUAAAAUCUGAAAUGUAAAUUUUAAAAAGCAGAAACAAUUGAAUCUACUAAAAUCAGCAUAAUAUUUUAAAAAUAUUUUAAAUACUAUAUGUUCUCACCAAAAGAAUGGUAGCUUUUCAUUGGUAAUAUUGAAUCCAUUAUCCCUAUUCUGAAUGGGACUACUCCCAGUAGAAGAAAAAUUAGAAGCAUUUGGAUUAGAAGAUUGGAACCAAAUCAGUUGGCUCCAGUUCGAUGCCACAAUGCAUCAUGGCAUAGACCGCUUGGCUGAUUUGAAAGUUUUCCAUGAAAAAGUUAAUGAGAAAAUAUAGAAUAAUGGGGAAAAUAAGAGUAACAAAAAUAUGAAAAGCUGAAGUAUAUUCUGAAGCACUACUGAUAGUUAUAAAGUUGAUAUUUGUUUUUAAGAAUAAAGUCUUGUCCUGCUUUUAAUAGGAAAGGAACAUUAAUUAUAGUGUAUGAAGUGUAAAAUGUGGUGUGGCUUAGGAAAAGAGAAUGGGGAGAAAAAGUUUAUCAAUCAUUACCUUUAAGUCUGAUGUUCACAGCAUGUGAUUCAUUAUAAAUUUCUUAUUUUUUCCAUCAUAUAUUCAGGCCUUGAAAUAUAGGCUUGCCUAACUUGCAAGGAGGAAAAAAUGUGAAUAUUCUUCCAAAUUUCAAAGAGCAACUCAGAAUGAGUUUUAUGCAGGCACCAUAAUUUGGAUUUCUACUGUAAAUAUUUGAACAGCAUAUAACUAAAUAAACCUGAUCUUAAGACACUGGAAAAUUGAACACAAAGAUGUUGGGAGAUAUAGAUAGAUAAAUAGACAGAUAUAAAUAUCUAUAGAUAUCUAUAUAUGUAUAUAAAAUAUAUAAUGUUAUAUAUAGUAAAUAUUAUGUUUUUGCUACAAAUCAUAUGGAGCUAAUCUUUAAUUAUUUGUUGGUUCUUAACAAUGGAAACUUUUAACAAAUCCUAGAGAUGAAUUUGAACUUUUCUCCAUCUUCUAAUAUUUCUUAAAUAGGACAUUUUAAUUUUGUUACUAUUUCACAGGAAUACAAUAGAAUAUUUUAUUUAAAUUAUGUUGGACAAUUUCUGGUCUUGUAGGUUACCUGAGUUAUGUCAUGUUUUUAUUCUAUUAAGCAAAGUUUUAAGGAACAUUAUUUGACUUAAAGUAUAACAAAAUCAAAGUAAUAAUUAGCCAUGUUACAACAGAAUUCUCUUGUUUUAUAAAUUUUGUAUCAUGUACUAUUACAUGGAAACUCUUUUCUUAAUAGAGAUAUAGAUAGGGAAUGGAACUUGUUGGUAUAAGGAACUCCUUAAUAAUGCAAAUUAUCCAGCAAAUUGCUGUAUUCUGGAAACUGAGAGUAUCAGAUUGUUUCCUAGAGCACUGAGGAGUGCUCAGGUCAUGUAAAAAGAGUUUGUGUGUGUCAAAAACAGAACUGAACCUAGUUUCUUCCUGAUUCCAGGACUGAUCUGCCCAUUAGAUUAUACGGCCCCUUGGGAUAUAUAGAUUUGGAUUUUAUUUUCAGAGAGAGCCUAAAGUCACUCAUUCACAUCAAGAAAAAAAAAAAAGAGCUGGCUUUUAAUA